Carassius auratus (goldfish) is the source of this 2180-nucleotide messenger RNA. Its product is annotated as beta-1,3-galactosyltransferase 2-like. The transcript has 2 exons. Gene Ontology annotation, molecular function: N-acetyl-beta-D-glucosaminide beta-(1,3)-galactosyltransferase activity. The coding region runs from base 112 to 1191 and encodes 359 amino acids. The record is from RefSeq and is a predicted model, not a curated record. Gene Ontology annotation, biological process: protein O-linked glycosylation. Gene Ontology annotation, cellular component: Golgi membrane. NCBI's taxonomy places the organism in Eukaryota, Metazoa, Chordata, Actinopteri, Cypriniformes, Cyprinidae.
AAAAGAAAGCAAAAAGGUUUGACUCACUGUGUGUUUCACAAUCACCAUGUGUGUUUAUCAUACAAUGGUAGUGCUUGAUAAUGCGUAUGAAAUUCUGUUAACAGCGAAAAUAUGGUGGAAGACUAUAGAAAACAAAGUCAACACCAGUCAAAAAGUGGAUGCAGAUCUCUUCGUUCAUGUGUCACAUUCACGGUUUUCCUGGUCCUGUUCCUGUGCUACUACAUCGUCCCCAAUGAAUUCUCAGCAUCUUGGGCUUUAACAGUUGGAUUAUUUCUUCCAGAGAAAUAUACAAGUCAAGCAAUCAACUUUUCACUGAAAAGAGUGUCGGCAAUAUCUGCAGAAUCAUGGAAGACCCUAAAACCAUAUUAUGUGGCUUACCCAUACAAGUAUAAUUUUGUUUUGAAUGUACCAGAGAAGUGCCAGGAGGAAAAUCCAUUUAUUUUAUUAAUUGUACCAGUAGCUCCAGGCAAUACAGCUGCUCGGGACGCCAUUCGUUCAACUUGGGGAUCACAGAGGUUAGUUGGGGACAAGACUGUGAGCACAUUAUUUAUGUUGGGUCUACCCACUUCAGAAGAAAGAGAAACGAUCCAAAAAGAUUUGCUACAGGAAAGUGCAAAGUAUCGUGACCUUAUACAAAGUGAUUUCUGGGACAGUUACAAAAAUCUCACAAUUAAGACCAUGGUAAUGCUAGAAUGGUUGACUGGUUACUGUCAGUAUGCCUCCUACGCAAUGAAAGUUGAUUCAGAUGUGUUUCUCAAUGUGGAAAACUUAGUGAAUAUGCUUCUUUCUGCACCAAAGCAUAACUAUAUGUCUGGACUUGUGUCUAGGAAAUCAAUAGUAGUGAGAGAUCCCCAAUCUAAAUGGUAUAUUCCAAAAGAUGUUUACGACCAACCUUUAUAUCCACCCUACGCUCUGGGUUUGGGAUAUGUUUUCUCUUUAGACUUGCCAGUGAAACUUGUUAAAGCAGCACAACUUAUCAAAGCGGUUUACCUAGAGGAUGUAUUUCUAGGUCUGUGUAUGACACAUUUAGGGAUUGCUCUAACUGAUCCACCUGAUGGAAACUUGUUCAGUGUCUUUCCUGUAGAAUACAACCGCUGCCGCUAUUCAAAACUCAUUGCUACAACAACACAAAGCUUGAGAGACCAAGUGGAGUUUUGGAAGGAUUUACAGAGACCUGGUCCAUAUUGUUAAACACAAACAGGUCACAUGACUUAUUUGUUUUUGUGCUGUUACAUACAUGUACAGAUUGUUUUUUAUAAUAACUACUAUUGAAUGGUAGUAUCAGAACAAAUGGCAGUUUUAGUAAAAUAAAAUAUUUUGGCAUAUACACCUUUGGUAACACUUUGUAUUUUGGUGUCCUGGUUACAAAUGUUGCAUGUACUUGCCAUAUUAAUAACAAUAAAUUAUGCAUAGCCACAUAAAACUAACCCUUAACCAAACCCUCAUUCAAACACUAACAAGUGUACUAAGUACAUGUAGUUAAUUAAUCAGUAGUUAAAUGUAUAAUGUAUACCUGUAACAAAGAAAUUGUAAAAUAAAGUGUAACCACAAUUAUAAUGGCUCAUGAUUUCCGUCACUUUUUUAAUUUAUUUUUUAGAAUGAAGGGCCAGGUCUUCUGUUCAGCUUUUCAAAGAAAAAUAAUAAUAAUAAUAAUAAUAAUAAUAAUAAUAAUAAUAAAUGAUAUACUCUAUGCAAAGAAGAGGCCAUAGCUUAGGCUAAGACAUCUGUUAAACAAAAUGUAUUGCUGUGGUUUUUUAAAGAAAGUGAUGGCAUUUAUAAAGCUUUAAAUGGCUACUGUUACACCACUGGACUCAUUGUGUUGUGUUUUUCCUCCCCAUGUGUGCCGUGUAUCCUUUUAUUUAGUCAAUACUUGCACCUCUGUUUUCCCAAUCAUCCUUUGUUUAUUAGCCAUAGUCCAUUCAGUUUAUGUUUGUUGGAGAUUAUAUGUCUACCCGUGUGUGUCCUGUGCUCCUGUUAGCCCUGUCUAUUCCCUUGAAGGUUAGAUUAAAGUAUUAUUUUUGGGGGGCAUCCAUGGUUUCCAUUGCUAUUAUUAUAUUCAUUGUGAGACUGAAUCUCUGACCAAAACAGUUACCUCCAUUUGUCUAACCUCCGUUUUGUUUCCAUUUUUCUCUCGGUGCUUUGUUUCCAUUGUUCAAUGGAUCCCUCCUUUUCCCCCUGAA